AACUCCUCCCCCACAACCACUUCUCGUUCACUUCCAACGUUGCAUUUAUAUACGUACAACAAUCUCCUUCCAUGAAGCCCCCACAACGCUAUUCACCAUUCUGUGUUCCACUCUUGGAAACAUUUGAUUUUCCAAACAGUACUAUAGUUGGAAAAGAUGUCGGAUUGGGGUCCAGUGUUUGUGUCGUUGGUGCUCUUCGUGCUCUUAACUCCGGGGUUGCUGUUUCAGGUGCCUGGGAGGGGAAGGUACGUGGAGUUUGGGAACUUUCAAACAAGUGGUGCUUCCGUACUCAUUCACUCCCUCCUCUACUUUGGCUUCAUAUGUGUGUUUUUGUUGGCUAUUAAGAUCCACUUGUACCUCGGCUAGUUUAUUUUGCACCUUAAUCAUAUUAUUUUUGUUGGGGUAUUCGGAUAGUUCAAUGUUUCUGUUCUUUAUUUCAUUGUUCUCCAUGUUUUGUUAUUCUUGUGGAUCUAUAUUUUACCAUUUUUUGUUCUUUGUUACCUAAUUUGGUGGGUUGUUGUGCCUGUAUUCAGUUUUCCUCUUAAUGAAUGUUAGAAAUUUUUAUUUUA
Messenger RNA from Vigna unguiculata (cowpea), 569 nucleotides. RefSeq lists its product as uncharacterized. Lineage: Eukaryota; Viridiplantae; Streptophyta; Magnoliopsida; Fabales; Fabaceae. The record is from RefSeq and is a predicted model, not a curated record.